CCCAAGAUGAAUGUUCUGACUGUAAGUGGAACUUCUCAAUAAAGUUUUGAGGGGAAAAAAUCCGAUGCUGUUUCCUGUUUGGGAUGAACAGAGCGUCCCUGAACGCCUCCUCUCCCUCUCUGAGCCAAUGGGAUUGAAGCUGCUGGGAACAGACGUUUCUACGACACAUGAGGCUACUGCAGCGACUCACUGGAGCUGACCAAGUUAGAAAUAAUGGCUAUUCGUAUAUUAGAAAUAAUAUUUUUCUUAUAUUUUGCCUCUCAUAUUCCUAUCACAUUAUGUAUUGACUUACAAGCCCUGUUGCCUGGAUACCUGUUUCCUCAGCCGCUGAGAGAUCUAAUGAAGUGGUAUGCAGCAGAGUUCAGAGACCCCAUGGUGCUGGACCCUCCACAGUGGUUCAGAGCUUUUAUUCUCCUGGAGGCUGUGUUUCAGACGCCUUUCUUCCCCGUUGCAGCGUAUGCUUUCCUCAAAGGUGGCUGUACGUGGAUCAGGACUCCUGCCAUUGUCUAUUCCACACAUGUGGCCACCACCCUGGUCCCAAUUCUAGCUCACAUCCUUUUCUAUCAGUUCCCUAUGAAACCCCACCCUGGUCCCCAGACCAUGCAGGAGCGCUGGCGCUUGGUGUUCAUAUACUUACCGUACUUGUUGGUGCCUGUACUGUUGCUCCUCACCAUGCUGCUGUCCUCCACAUACAACCCCACCUCCAAGUCUGGACUCAAGCCAUCCAAAUCCAAGAAGAAGAACUGACUCAUAACCAGACUGCAGCUAUCUAAUUUCCCUCCUAUUUUAGGAGGUAUUUUAAAUCUGUGUGAUUCUGUAAUGGUAACAUCCAAUCACAACACGAAUCAGUUUAAAUGAAACAUAUGGCUUCUGAAUCAUCUACACAGUAUCGCAUUUGCAUGUGAUAUAGAGAAUGAAUAUAGAGAUGUGAAAGAGAAGCUGUGUGAAUCAGACUACACUGUAAAAAAGAAACUGUUGUUUUUACGGUAAAAAACCGGCAGCUGUGGUUGCCAGAACUUUACCGUAAUAAAUAUGGUUCAACUUUUUGUUAUAUUACAGUAAAAUUAUAUUAGCACUGGUGAUUUAACGCUAACGGUUGCCAAUUAUAUUCCAUAUUUUACCAUAAAAAAUAAAGUUU
Centropristis striata (black sea bass) is the source of this 1138-nucleotide messenger RNA. It is a transcript of the gene tmem97, whose product is annotated as transmembrane protein 97. Gene Ontology annotation, cellular component: endoplasmic reticulum. Bases 214 to 747 code for a protein of 177 amino acids. The record is from RefSeq and is a predicted model, not a curated record. The transcript is spliced from 3 exons. Lineage: Eukaryota; Metazoa; Chordata; Actinopteri; Perciformes; Serranidae.